Molecule: messenger RNA, 760 nt
Organism: Pocillopora meandrina
Lineage: Eukaryota; Metazoa; Cnidaria; Anthozoa; Scleractinia; Pocilloporidae
Source: the annotation of a GenBank genome assembly
CGAGCAAGUCAGCGAGUGUGUUUGAAAUGUCUUCAAAUAUUUCGUACAUCGUGGUGAGUAAGAUUCUAUGAGGAAAAUCAGCUUUUAUUCGUUUGAAUGGGUUUAGCAUACAACAAAAUAGAACAGAAAAUAAAGUUUUCGCAUGAUAACGAAAUAUCGAAUCUUAAUAAAACUUUUUCAGUUUAAACAUAUUAACAGUUUUUCUUUUGCUCGGUUACAGGUGUUGUGCCUUCUUUAUGGCGUCCUCAUCAAUCUUCCACCAGCUCUCACGCUGCAGUGCUACGCCUGCUUAGAAUACCCGGGUUCACAGGAUUCUUGCGCCGGUGCAUCCGUCGUCCAAUGUCCAUCUUUCUUCGACUCUUGCAUGACAAUGGUCGCCUCGGCCGAGUACUAUGGCAUGCAAUACACAACGACUGCUAAAAACUGUUCCUCGUCUAUUUACGGUUGUGAUGAGUCGGUCAUGUGUGGCUACGUGCAAACUUCAGUGUCUGGCUCUGGUGGGAGCUUAAAGAGUUGUUCCCUGAGCUGUUGCUCUGGAGAUCUUUGUAACUAAUGGCUAGGUGUGUACUUUUCUUAAGAUUUUCUUGCAUUUCAUAAUGAGAUGAAAUUUGUUGGGUUUAUCGCUUCUGUCCUGCUACUGCUUAGAGCCAAUGCGCUUCUGAAUCUCUGAGUUGAUAUCACAUUUUGCUCUUUCUUAGGGGAUGGAUGAACGACAGCAUUCUCAAGACAAAAUUAAGAUGAAGAUGAAAAUAAAUGUCCU